Molecule: messenger RNA, 1601 nt
Organism: Zingiber officinale
Lineage: Eukaryota; Viridiplantae; Streptophyta; Magnoliopsida; Zingiberales; Zingiberaceae
Product: probable serine/threonine-protein kinase PBL17
Exons: 6
Coding region: 238-1473 (411 amino acids)
Biological process (GO): protein phosphorylation
Molecular function (GO): protein kinase activity; ATP binding
Source: RefSeq, a predicted model, not a curated record
AAACGAGAGAAGCGAAAAAACGAGAACGCAAAAGACGGCUCCCGUUUCGCAUCGCUUCUUCUCCUUUUUCCCUUCCCUCGCGUCGCCCCCGCGAUCCGAAGACGAGGCACUGACUAUUCUCCCUCGGAUAAGGCCGACGGGGAUCGAGCCUCGGGCAGAUGGACGACGGGCGCUGAGGCGCUCUCUCUCUAUCUCUCUCCUUCCGGGGGGAGCGGAGAGGGAGGCAGGGAGAAGCACAUGGGGAACUAUCUUUGCUUUGGGUUUAGACGAUCCAAACGGGAGGAUCCGGCAAAAGAAACAGCUCAAAUUGGUAAACCUUCCUUCUCACGGUCCCCUAUCAGAGAACAGAAAGAUUCAGAGGUAAUCAGCAAACCUCUUCCAUUGCCUGUGCCAGCCCAAGAUGUGGAAGACUCAAGUCAUAUGCCUGGCCAUCGGAAUGUUCAAAUAUUUACGUAUAAUCAACUGAAAUUGGCUACCAAGAAUUUUCGUUCCGAUCAAAUACUGGGUGAGGGCGGGUUUGGGUUUGUAUAUAAAGGUGCUAUAGAUCGUCAUAUAAAGCAUGGUUUUCCAUAUACUCAAGUGGCUGUUAAAGAGCUUAAUCCAGAAGGACUACAAGGAGAUAAGGAAUGGCAGGCAGAAGUCAACUAUCUUGGGAAUUUUAGUCAUCCAAACCUCGUCAAACUUUUUGGCUACUGCUGCGAGGAUGAACAUAGACUCCUUGUAUAUGAGUACAUGGCCGGUGGAAGCUUAGAACAUCACCUAUUUACAAGUGGCUCCAUCGCCUUGCCAUGGUUGACUCGGAUCAAAAUCGCUUUGGAUGCUGCAAAAGGUCUUGCCUUUCUUCAUGGAGCUAAACAACCCAUCAUCUAUCGUGAUUUCAAGACAUCAAACAUCUUGCUCGAUGCGGAGUACAAUGGAAAGCUUUCAGACUUUGGGCUCGCGAAGGAGGGCCCUAUUGGAGAGCAAACACAUGUCUCGACCAGAGUCAUGGGAACUCACGGCUAUGCAGCUCCUGAGUAUAUACUAACGGGCCAUCUGACGGCAAAGAGCGACGUGUAUGGUUUCGGGGUGGUGCUGCUGGAGCUGCUCAUCGGCCGGAAGACAUUGGACGACAGCCGGCCGGGUCGGGUGCACAACCUCGUCGACUGGGCCCGGCCCCUCCUCCUCCGCAGCAACAAGCUGUUCAAGAUCAUCGACCCCCGGGUGGACGGGCAGUACACCGCCGAGAUCCUCCUCAAACUGUCCCGCCUCGCCUACGACUGCCUCAGCCAUAACCCCAAGGUGCGUCCCCACAUGAGCGAGGCCGUAACCAUCCUCGCCGACUUGCUCGACUGCGAGCGGUCCGCCCUCCGCAUCGCCGCCUCACCGAAGGUUCUCGAGGAUGCAGCGGCGGGGACGGAGAGGAAGAGAGAGUCGGAGGAGCAUGGCAGGAGGACCAGCAAUCCUCUAGGCGACGGAGGUCUCCAGCCUUGAGGACCUGAGGUCCCAAAGGAUCGCACAGCAGGGCGGAGGAGAAAGCAAUAGACUUGUAACCAUUUUUUCCUCCCAAAUAUCUCAUCUUCCCGCCUUGAUUUUAGAGAGUGAAAUUUAUUGGAACUGAA